UGGAGAACAGAAGAAACCGGCUCCGGACCAAACCUACCCUCCUAAUUUCCGCAAUAUAUACCUAAAAUAUUCAAAACGUUUUCCACUUCUACUUUUGUUUUUCGUUUUUUUCUUCCAGUUUCCCUUCCCUUGCUCGGGGCGUUCACGAAGUCCCGCCAUAAAUAGGAUAUAAAUUUACAGCUUUUACAAUGCUAGAGCAAUUACUGAUAUUUACUAGAGGAGGUUUAAUCCUCUGGACGUGCAAAGAGCUUGGAAAUGCUCUUAGAGGCUCCCCCAUUGACACCUUAAUCAGGUCCUGCCUUUUGGAGGAACGAUCAGGCGCAGCAUCUUAUAAUUAUGAUGCCCCAGGUGCUGCCUACACUCUUAAGUGGACAUUCCAUAAUGAGCUUGGCCUCGUAUUUGUUGCUGUAUAUCAGCGGAUUCUCCAUCUCUUGUAUGUUGAUGAUUUGCUUUCUAUGGUGAAGCAAGAGUUCUUGGACAUUUAUGAUCCAAAGCGAACUUUGUACAAUGAUUUUGAUGACAUAUUUCAGCAGCUCAAGAAGGAAGCUGAGGCUCGUGCGGAGGAAAUGAAGAAAUCAAAGCAGGUGGGCAAGCCUGUGAAUGAUAACCUUGGUAGGAAGCAAGGGCAGGUGCAAAGUGGUAGCAGAGAUGGAGGCAAUAAAAAGAAGGGUGGUGAUGAUUCUGGAAAGGAUGGUGGAGAUGGCAAGAAAUUCAAAGGCCGCCCAUUAGAAAAUGGGAGUGUGAAUAAUAAUCAUGUUGGGAAAGGGGAAGCACCCUCAAUAGUUAAUGUUAAUGGUAAAGAGAACGGGGCCUCUGAUACUAGAGCUUUUGAUGUAAAUAAGCUGCAAAAACUUAGGUCUAAAGGUGGAAAAGAAACUAAAACUGUUGUUAACAAGGGUUCCAAGGAGGAGCCAAAGAAAAAGAUAACUAAAAAGAAUAGAGUUUGGGAUGAUUCCCCUUCAGAGUCAAAGUUAGAUUUUACUGAUCCUGUGAGUGAGAAUGGGGAACAGAACAUAUCAGUUGUAGCAGCAGAUCACGCAGAUCAAGGGGAGAGUAUGAUGGACAAAGAGGAGAUCAUCAGCAGUGAUAGUGAAACCGAGGAGGACGAGGGGAAGGCUAGUAAGGUUAAUAGAGGGAAGAAGGGAUGGUUCUCAUCCAUGUUCCAGAGCAUUGCCGGAAAGGCAAGUUUGGAGAAGUCUGACCUAGAACCAGCUCUUAAAGCUCUCAAAGACAGGCUUAUGACCAAGAAUGUGGCAGAGGAAAUAGCUGAAAAACUUUGCGAAUCGGUAGCUGCAAGUCUUGAUGGCAAAAGGCUAGCGUCUUUCACAAGAAUUUCCUCAACAGUGCAGGCUGCUAUGGAAGAUGCCCUUGUUUGCAUAUUGACUCCGAGACGCUCCAUUGAUAUUCUGAGGGAUGUUCAUACUGCCAAGGAGCAAGGGAAACCAUAUGUUGUGGUUUUUGUUGGAGUUAAUGGAGUUGGGAAAUCCACGAAUCUUGCUAAGGUUGCUUACUGGCUUCUGCAGCAUAAGAUCAACGUUAUGAUGGCUGCUUGCGACACAUUCAGAUCUGGAGCUGUUGAGCAGCUGCGUACUCAUGCUCGUAGGCUCCAGAUCCCAAUAUUCGAGAAGGGUUAUGAGAAGGAUCCUGCAAUAGUGGCAAAAGAAGCAAUUCAGGAGGCCAGUCGAAAUGGUUCUGAUGUUGUUCUAGUAGACACAGCUGGAAGAAUGCAGGAUAAUGAACCAUUAAUGCGAGCUCUGUCAAAGCUUAUCUAUGUUAACAACCCAGAUCUUGUUCUGUUUGUUGGUGAGGCACUUGUGGGGAACGAUGCUGUGGACCAAUUGUCGAAAUUUAAUCAGAAACUGGGUGACCUCUCACCCUCAGCUAAUCCCAGAUUGAUUGAUGGAAUCCUGCUGACUAAGUUUGAUACCAUCGAUGAUAAGGUCGGUGCUGCAUUGUCCAUGGUUUACAUUUCUGGAGCACCUGUGAUGUUUGUUGGAUGUGGGCAGUCGUAUACCGACUUGAAGAAGCUCAAUGUCAAGUCCAUCGUCAAGACUCUCCUCAAGUAG
Sesamum indicum (sesame) is the source of this 2066-nucleotide messenger RNA. RefSeq lists its product as uncharacterized. Gene Ontology annotation, molecular function: GTP binding; GTPase activity; signal recognition particle binding. The record is from RefSeq and is a predicted model, not a curated record. Gene Ontology annotation, biological process: intracellular protein transport; SRP-dependent cotranslational protein targeting to membrane. Gene Ontology annotation, cellular component: signal recognition particle receptor complex; endoplasmic reticulum membrane. Lineage: Eukaryota; Viridiplantae; Streptophyta; Magnoliopsida; Lamiales; Pedaliaceae.